Molecule: messenger RNA, 3672 nt
Organism: Actinia tenebrosa (Australian red waratah sea anemone)
Lineage: Eukaryota; Metazoa; Cnidaria; Anthozoa; Actiniaria; Actiniidae
Product: integrator complex subunit 6-like
Biological process (GO): snRNA 3'-end processing
Cellular component (GO): integrator complex
Source: RefSeq, a predicted model, not a curated record
UGGAGGCGUAGAAAAGUUAGCUGCGCCCCAAAGCAGCUCGAGAUAGGGCGCCAUUAUGAAGCGGGAAAGAACAUGCUCUCGUUCUCGCAAACCAAACCGUUUCAAAUCAAAGUAACCACCCAAAACAACACAUAACCCUUCGCCAAACACAAUGGUGAACUUAGUUUUUGUUGUCGAUACCUCUGCUUCUAUGAAUCAGAGAACUUCCCUCGGUACGACUUUGCUAGAUGUCGCCAAAAAUGCCGUGGAAACUUUUAUUAAGAUUCGACAACGAGAUCAGGCGAGUCGAACUGAUCGUUUAAUGCUGGUGACGUUAGAUGAACCGCCUCGCUCCGUCAAGGUUGGUUGGAAUGGAUCCCAACCUAUGUUUUAUAAUGAGCUUCGCAACCUUCAAGCUACUGGACUAUCAACUCUUGGGUCAGCUCUCAAGGAUAGCUUUGACUUGUUAAACCUUUACCGGCUCACUUCUGGGAUUGAUAAUUAUGGGAUGGGUCGGAAACCAUUUUAUUUAGAUCCAGCGAUUGUAGUUUGUAUAACAGAUGGUAGUAGUCUUGUGUCAAAGAGUGAGGUUGAAAAAGAGCUUCAUCUGCCCAUGCAUAGCAACUUACCAGGAAGUGACCUUACAAAAGAACCUUUCCGAUGGGACCAGAGAUUAUUUGGUUUAGUUUUAAGAAUGGCUGGAUGCCGAGGAGGACCACAGACAAAGGGAGCUAAUGCUAUGUUAAGCACUGAACCCGCUCUUGCAGCCAUGUGUGAAGUUACUGGAGGAAAGUGCUACAAGGCAUCAUCAUCAAAGUCUUUAGGUCAAGCCUUGGAAUCUAUCGUACAGAAGAUCCAAUGUGGUAUUGUCGUUAACUUUGAGAAGAUCGGAGGUCCAGAUCCAUCACCACCGAUCCCAGCUGAAGGUCCAAAAAAUAAUAUAUUAAGAGAAACAGACUCACCCACUCCUCCUCCGAUUAUCGAUGGUCAUAAUCAUAUUGGAAACAAUGUAGAUGCUUCAGGAGAACAGAUGAGAAAUAGACAAGUGAAUUCUGAAAACCAUCAACCAAUCAAAACAGAAGGACUAUCAACAAGUGGAACAGUUACUCCAUCUUUGACCCCUCGUGGUGACUCCUUGGCUGCCCCUCCUGUUGUGAAUGGCCUUGCAGAGGAAGGCUUAAUAUCUAAUGGAAUAUCAAGAUCUGCUACUGCUUCUCCGAUACCUCAGAUUUCUCAGCCUGCUUCGUGGACAAGCUGUUGUAAAAUGAUCUACAUCAAAGCAAAUAUGGAGAAGGAUAGCUUACCAACAGGUUAUUGGCCGAUUCCUGAGACAUUUUGGCCAGAUCCUGCAAUGCCAAAACUYGCUCCAAGAGAUGCACAGCCUAAAAUUUUGUUCAACUGUGAAGAUUCAGAACCACAAGUUCUAGAAAAUUUUCCCUUUGAUAAGUACGAACUGGAACCAUCACCUCUAACACAGUAUAUCUUAGAGAGAAAGUCACCUUCAACAUGUUGGCAGACAUUUAUUUACAACAGUGGAAGAAAGAAUGGAGAGGUUGGUUCAUUAGGUUGUACAUUUGGAUAUCUUAAAGCCAGCACAAACUUACAAGCUGUCAAUCUCUUUGUAAUGCCCUACAACUACCCAGUACUUUUCCCUCUUCUUGAUGAACUUGUAAAAUUACACAAGAUCAAACCAGUGCCAAAGUGGAAGCAGGCAUUUGAUGCAUACCUGUUGACUGUGCCAAGUUAUUAUGCUGCACCGCUGCGUAAUGCAUUCAAGAGAAUGGGAAUACCAACUUCUUUGAUCCCUGAUCACAUGGAUGGAGCACUCAGUUUUCAGAUUAUUAAUUACCUGAAGAGUGUCAAGCAAAAGAGUAAAAUAGAGGCAAAGCGCUUUGAAUCACUCAUGGGUAAAAAUUCUUCAAGGGAAAUCAAACACAAGUUCAUCCCAAGUAUUCAAACACCUGAGCUGCCUUCAACCGAGAGAAAAGAUUAUCACUCUCUUCUAAACCACACAGCAACCAGAGAAAAUAGUAAAAACCCAAGGAAAAGUGGUAAUGACAUAAACACAAAUGAAGUUGUCCAAGCGAUGAAAGAACCCAAUGGAACCCAGCGGCAAUGUUACAAGAAUCCCUAUGACAUUAACAGAGGUGAACUUCUUGAUCAGCUCUCACGGAUGAGAAUCAAUUUCUUUCACAUGGCAACUACUUCCACCAUACUACAAGAGGAAGAUGCAAGGCACAGCAUUGCUAUUUCCGAGAUGGGAAAUUAUGGUAAAGUCCUUCGUCAGGGAAACCAGUUACGAGAAGUUGACCCAGGGCAAAACAGAGCACAUAUGUUUGGUAAUCCAUACAAGUUGGCCAAGGACCAGCGUGUGAUGGUCGAUGAAGCUGAUGUUAACGAGGCUGCAAAAAGAAAACGACCAGACACUCCACCAGUAAAAUGGCCGACGUCCAUACACCACGACGCCCCAAGUCCUGUCCACCAUCAUUACCAAGAACAACAAGAAACACUUACCGACAAACCCAUCAUAAAUAAAGAAAACAAAGACAUGUUAACAAAUGACAUUAAACCUAACAAUAUCACUCCACACCAAAGAAAAAGAAAACCAUCGGAGGAUAUAUCCGAAGGUGGAGCCAAACCAGCAAAAGCUGCUAAACAUCACAUACACCCACAGCUAAAGAAACUUCAACGGCUUCAUCAAAUAAAAGGACAGUUACCGAAAAAGGGACAAGUCUUGAGCAACUCGACAGACUUAGGAAAGAAUUCUUGUUUGAAUAAUGUGGACAGAAAGCAGGAUGUUUCAGAUAUUUCAUCAAUUUUAAGAACUGCUUUGUCUUCUAAAGAUAAAGGUGACGAAAAGGAACCCUUGCAAGUGACUAAUAAUAUUGAUGGAUUAUUACAAAUGGACAAUAGAACUAGUCAAAAUAGUACUCCUAGUUCGUCUCCUAGUCUGGUAUCACAGCGACAGCUUAUGCGAGAAGCGCAUGAAGAAAACACACAGAUUAGGACAGCGAUAUUUAAAGAACUGAGAAAACAUGAAAAAGUCAAUGAUGAGGUACUUGCACAACUAGGGAACCUCAAAGGUCCAGUGGAAUUACAAUGCUCAUACCUCAAUGAAAUAAUUGAGGAAUCUUUGCUUUUUAAAAAGAAAAUACUAGUCACCAAACUGACAACUUUACUCAAAAAGCUUCAAGCUGGGAUGUCACCAAACAACUGCACAGAUGUAUUGCAAUCAAGAUGACAAAAAAAAUGACACAUUCAACGUGAUAGAAUUUGUAAUAGAAUGAUUUGUAUUUUGACCACUGCGUGGCAGGAAUAGUUUUCACCUCAAUGUACAAAUAUAAAUAUGUACAUAAAUAUUUCUAUUACAAAGAUAUUGAUAAAGUGUACAUGUGUAAAGAGAUUUGUAAGAAAAAGUUUAAGUUGAAUAAUUGUAUAUUGCUGUUCUCAUGCGAGAAAGUGUUUUACAGAAACAUUUUGUGGUAAAAGUUCAAGACAAUUUUGUCUUUUCAAGGAAAACAUUGAAAAUAAAUCUUGAAUUUCCUAUAAACCUUUUUUGCUCAUUAUAAUUCCCACCAGGCCAUAACUAACCCUUCAGGUCUUCUUAAAGGCUAGUUUAGACGGUAGGAUUUUCACCUACAACUAUCGUAUACAACACACUCGCAUCUGUCGUGACGAGUUGUAGGCUUGAUU